Molecule: messenger RNA, 252 nt
Organism: Leishmania mexicana MHOM/GT/2001/U1103
Lineage: Eukaryota; Euglenozoa; Kinetoplastea; Trypanosomatida; Trypanosomatidae
Exons: 1
Coding region: 1-252 (83 amino acids)
Source: RefSeq, a predicted model, not a curated record
AUGCCGUCUGGAAACGGAUGUCGUGCCAACCAACGCCGUGAGCGCGAGAUGAAGAAGGCGCAGAGCGCCGGCGUCAAGCACACUUCCGAUGAUAUGAAGAAGCAUGAGCAGAGCAAGAACGCCAUUCAGUGCAAGGUGUGCCUGCAGGGCUUCCCCCGAACGGUGCGCCGCCCGGAGCUGGAGCAGCACUUCGAGAAGCACUCAAAGGUAGGCAAGUUCUUCGAGGAGGUGUUCCCCGACUUUACGGAGUAA